This is a messenger RNA of Salmo salar (Atlantic salmon), 567 nucleotides long. RefSeq names its product RNA polymerase I and III subunit D (gene polr1d). Gene Ontology annotation, cellular component: RNA polymerase I complex; RNA polymerase III complex. Gene Ontology annotation, molecular function: protein dimerization activity; DNA binding. The record is from RefSeq and is marked provisional. Lineage: Eukaryota; Metazoa; Chordata; Actinopteri; Salmoniformes; Salmonidae. Gene Ontology annotation, biological process: transcription elongation by RNA polymerase I; transcription by RNA polymerase III.
UCUCUUCUCUUUUCAAGCAUGGCGGGGGUAGAUGGAGAAAAGAAAUCGGUAUUGGAGAUGGUGCAGGCUGAUGGAGCAGACGAGGGCUGUGUGACGUUUGUUCUUCAUGAGGAGGACCACACUCUGGGGAACUCUCUACGUUACAUGGUUAUGAAGAACCUGGAUGUAGACUUCUGUGGUUACAGCAUCACUCACCCCUCUGAGAGCAAGAUCAACUUCCGUAUCCAGACACGAGGUGGGGUUCCAGCAGUGGAACCUUUGAGAAGAGGACUGAAUGAGCUCACUGAUGUCUGUCAACAUGUCCUCAACACCUUCCAGAGGAGGGUGACUGAGUUCAGAUCACAGCAGGAGGACGUAAUGGAUUGAGGAGCCCAGCUGGAGCGUAGACGGAAUAUGAAACAUACGACUCUGUAUUUUGAUCCUUAAUGCUGUACAUUGUUGAUAAUUAAGCCAGAAAAAUGAUUUAUUUUCCCAGUGAACCAAUAUCAUGUUGUAUUAUUAUUGGACGGGUAUCCAGUCUGCAUGACAUUGUGUUUGUCUAAACUUUAGUAAAGUAUUUUAUAAGAG